AUGGAUUCGUUUAAGUCUUCGUUAGCUUUGUUCAUUCUCGUGGCGAUCAUCGGAGCAGGAGACGGAGGAAACGUUACUUACGACGGGAGAUCGUUGAUCAUCGACGGACAACAUAAGAUCCUUUUCUCCGGCUCUAUCCAUUAUCCUCGCAGCACUCCUCAGAUGUGGCCGCAUUUGAUAGGGAAGGCAAAAUCUGGAGGAAUAGAUGUAAUCGACACGUAUGUGUUCUGGAACAUUCACGAGCCGCAACAAGGCAAGUUUGAUUUCACUGGACGACGUGAUAUCGUGAGGUUCAUCAGGGUAAUACAAGCGCAUGGAUUGUAUGUCUGUCUUCGGAUUGGACCAUUCAUCCAAGGUGAAUGGUCAUACGGGGGUUUGCCUUUCUGGUUGCAUAAUGUUCCAGGGAUUGUCUUUAGAACUGAUAAUGAGCCAUUCAAGUAUCACAUGAAGAGAUAUGCACAGAUGAUUGUUAAGCUGAUGAAGUCGGAGAACUUGUUUGCUUCUCAAGGAGGGCCUAUCAUACUCUCACAGAUUGAAAACGAAUAUGGAAUGGUAGCUAGAGCUUUUAAGAAAGAAGGGAAAGCAUAUGUCAAAUGGGCAGCAAAAAUGGCUGUGGAACUUGAUACAGGAGUGCCAUGGGUCAUGUGCAAGCAAGAUGAUGCCCCUGAUCCUGUGAUUAAUGCUUGCAAUGGGAGGCAAUGUGGAGAAACAUUUAAAGGACCUAAUUCACCAAACAAACCUGCAGUAUGGACCGAGAACUGGACGAGUUUUUAUCAAACAUUUGGUGAGGAACCAUUGAAAAGGUCAGCUGAGGAUAUAGCAUUUCAGGUUGCUCUAUUCAUCGUUAAGAAUGGAAGUUUCGUAAACUACUACAUGUAUCAUGGAGGAACAAACUUCGGAAGAAAUGCUUCGCAAUUCGUAAUCACCAGUUAUUACGAUCAGGCUCCACUUGAUGAAUAUGGGUUACCUCGGCAACCAAAAUGGGGACACCUUAGGGAAUUACAUGCUGCAGUUAAGUUGUGUGAAAAGCCUCUACUUUCUGGACUGCGUACCACAACAUCUUUGGGGAAGCUACAAACUGCUUUUGUGUUUGGGAAUAAUGCGGAGCUAUGCGCUGCCUUUCUUAUGAACCAAGACACAAUCCAUUCCACUGUGCAUUUUCUCAACUCUUCAUACACUCUGUCUCCAAAAUCUAUUAGUGUCCUGCCAGACUGCAAGAAUGUCGACUUCAACACUGCCAAGGUUAAUGCGCAAUACACCACAAGGACAAGGGAACCAAGACAAAAACUGUCUUCUCCCCACAUGUGGGAGGAAUACACAGAAACUAUCCCGACUUUCAGUGAGACGACAAUAAGAUCAGGAUACUUGCUUGAACACAUGAAUACAACACAAGAUACUUCUGACUAUCUUUGGCAAAUAUUUAGGUUUCAACAACCUGAACCAGCUGAAUCAAUUCUUAAAGUCAACCACAUUGGACAUGUUCUACACGCAUUUGCUAAUGGGAGAUUCAUAGGUUCUAUGCACGGAGCUUUCAAAGCGCAGAGAUUUUUGCUGGAGAAAAAUAUGUCAUUGAUUAAUGGCACAAAUAACAUCGCAUUACUCAGCGUAAUGGUAGGAUUACCGAAUUCAGGAGCACAUCUAGAAAGGAGAGUUGGUGGAUCGCGGAGUGUAAAGAUCUGGAAUGGUAAACAAUCACUGUACUUCAACAAAUAUUCCUGGGGAUAUCAGGUUGGGCUGCACGGAGAGCAAGUAAAUGUUUACACAGAUCAUGGGUCGGCUACAGUUCAGUGGAAACAGUACACAGACUCCAAAAGCCAGCCUCUAACUUGGUACAAGGCAUCAUUUGACACACCGAAGGGGAAUGAUCCUGUGGCUUUGAACUUGGGAACAAUGGGAAAAGGGGAAGCUUGGGUGAAUGGCCAGAGUAUUGGUCGGUACUGGGUUUCAUUUCAUACUACCAAGGGGACCCCUUCUCAGAUAUGGUACCAUGUACCGAGAUCGUUUCUUAAUCCCAACAAUAACCUACUAGUCAUUUUGGAAGAAGAAAAAGAAGGGAACCCUCUUGGUAUAACUAUAGACACAGUGUCAAUCACUGAAGUAUGUGGUCACGUCUCCAGUUCACAUCCUCCUCCUGUGGUCUCUUCGAGAAGAAGAAGCCACAACCGAACUGAGCACCCACAUCUAAAGUACCGGUAUGACAAGAGGCCUAAGGUUCAGCUCCAGUGUCCUUACGGCAAGAAAAUCUCAAAGGUGUUAUUUGCAAGCUUUGGUUCCCCAAAAGGAAACUGUUGGAGGCAUUUUCUUGGAAGCUGUCACUCACCAAACUCUUUAGCUGUUGUACAGAAGGCUUGUCUGAAAAAGAGUAGGUGUUCUGUACCAGUAUGGAGCAAAACAUUUGGUGGUGAUCCCUGUUCACACACUAUUAAAUCCCUUCUUGUUCAUGCUCAAUGCUCAUGAGAUCCCAACUCUCUAGUAUUGCUUUCUCUUACCUUUCUCAUCAUGAACAAGUAAUAAAAGUAUUCAUGAAGUAUUACAAUAGUAACAAUACAAAAUAGUAUCAUUUGUCAUGGAUCUUGUGAAAAUACCACCUCUUUACGAGCCAUGACGGGUUUGAUCUUCAUCACUCUUCUACAUCUCUGGUCUAUUCCUUCUCUCAUUCUCUUACGCACCUCUUCAUCAAGUGUACCCACCAUUCCUUCUGAACUCAAAGCAUCCAACACCAACUUAUAUGUAUACUCCCUCGGAACCAACCCGGCCUCCACCAUCUCCACCACCAAAUCCCGAGCCUCAGCCACUCUCCCGGUCUCAACAAGAGCGUGUAUCAACGGCGUGUACGUACUUGAGCCAGCUACACCGUGUCCCAUCUUCUCCAUCGUCCUCAUCAUCUCAAUCCCACGUUCUAUCUCAUUAGUCACACUGUAAUACCUUAUGAAAGAAUUAUACGUCACCUGGUUGGGGACACACUCUCUCUUCUUCAUAUCUUCAAACAACUCCAAAGCCCGACCAAUCCUGUUCGUUUUACAGCAUCCAUCGAUCAAGCAGUUGUAAGUAACCACAUCAGGAGCAAACCCUCUAAAGAGCAUUUCACGAAACAUUCUGUUAGCUUCCCACAUUCUCCUCCUUAUCGCCUUCCUGCAUCCCGUUUGCAUCCCAUAUCUACAGUACGCACUUAUCAAAAUAGUGUAAGUAUACGCAUCCGGCGGGUAUCGAAACCCCGGUAACUGCAUCUGAUCCAACAGAAACCGAGCCUUUUUAAAGUUCCCUACUCUGCAAAGAGCGUUGAUGAUUGUAUUGUAAGCAUAAACAUCAGGUUUGCAAUGAUACUCUUUCAUCCUAUAAAACAUAGCUAACGCCUCUUUCACAAAACCUUCUUCUCCUAGGCAUUUCAUCAAACAGGUUAUAGACGAUGUCGUCACCACAUUCCCUCCCUUCUCCCGUCUCGAGACUUGGCGUAGAAACUCCCAGAGACCUUUAAAGUCGUUUCCUUUGGCGAACAAACACGCCAUGUCUCUGCAAGUGAUCUCAUUAUGUUCGAAACCGAAGUGUGUCUCGAUCCAAAAGAAGAACUCCGUUGCUUUCUGUAAACCG
Messenger RNA from Eruca vesicaria subsp. sativa (arugula), 3588 nucleotides. The record is from the annotation of a GenBank genome assembly. NCBI's taxonomy places the organism in Eukaryota, Viridiplantae, Streptophyta, Magnoliopsida, Brassicales, Brassicaceae.